This is a messenger RNA of Solea senegalensis (Senegalese sole), 3242 nucleotides long. It is a transcript of the gene farp2, whose product is annotated as FERM, RhoGEF and pleckstrin domain protein 2. NCBI's taxonomy places the organism in Eukaryota, Metazoa, Chordata, Actinopteri, Pleuronectiformes, Soleidae. The coding region runs from base 153 to 3227 and encodes 1024 amino acids. Gene Ontology annotation, cellular component: cytoskeleton. The record is from RefSeq and is a predicted model, not a curated record. Gene Ontology annotation, molecular function: cytoskeletal protein binding; guanyl-nucleotide exchange factor activity. The transcript is spliced from 26 exons.
CUGGAAGUGUGUCCUGCUCUCUGUGACUGCCGCUGCAAACUUUUCUUUUCUACACUGACGCAGAAAACAACGGAGCGAGGUGUUGGCGUUUGUGCCGGAGGAGGAGGAGGAGGAGGAGGUGGUGGAGGAAGGCAGCUGACUCUGAAGCUGGAAUGGGGGAGAUAGAGGGUUCAUACCGGGUCCUGCAGACUCCCGGCACCAGGCUGGGAGCCCAGUUCAAUGCUGGUAUCAGCACUCUGGAGCCGGGCCAGAGCCUCAGUGGCAACAUGGUCAGCGGAAACAGGAGCCAUGGACGAGGGCUACAGAUUCGAGUGCAGGGCUUGGACGACUCCCAGGAGUUCUUUGACAUAGAUCCAAAAGCUCUUGGACAGGAAGUGCUCUCUGAUGUUUUCCACAGAGGGAACCUCAUCGAGAGCGAUUACUUCGGCCUGGAGUUUCAGAACAUGCAGAUGAACUGGGUUUGGCUGGAACCAACAAAACCUGUUGUGAAACAAGUCAGAAGACCAGCAAACACCCUCUUUAGACUGUCGGUGAAAUUCUUUCCUCCAGAUCCUGGUCAGCUGCAGGAGGAAUACACCAGGUACUUGUUCUCGCUGCAGAUGAAGAGAGACCUGAUGGAGGGCAGGUUGAUCUGCUCGGAGAACACUGGAGCUCUGCUCGCCUCUCACCUCGUCCAGUCGGAGAUUGGCGACUAUGACGAUGCGGCUGACGGAGACUUCCUGAGGACAAACAAGCUGCUGCCUUAUCAAGAGAAGGUGGAGGAGAGGAUCAUGGAGCUCCACCGCAGACAUGUGGGUCAAACUCCAGCUGAAUCUGAUUUCCAAAUCCUGGAGAUUGCUCGUAAACUGGAGAUGUACGGCGUCCGCUUCCACCAAGCGGCCGACCGCGAAGGCACCAAGAUCAACCUGGCUGUCGCUAAUAUGGGCCUUCAGGUUUUUCAGGGCAACACAAAAAUAAACACGUUCAACUGGUCCAAGAUUCGCAAACUCAGCUUCAAAAGAAAGCGCUUCCUGAUCAAGCUUCACCCAGAAGUCCAUGGACCACACCAGGACACUCUGGAGUUCAUGAUGGCCAGUCGAGACCAGUGUAAAAUCUUUUGGAAGAUCUGUGUGGAAUAUCACUCGUUUUUCCGCUUGUUGGAUCAACCUCAACCCAAAACCAAAGCUCUCCUCUUCACCAGAGGCUCCUCCUUCAGAUACAGUGGAAGAACUCAGAAGCAACUUCUGGAGUACGUGAGGGAAAAUGGAGCAAAGAGAACGCCGUACCAGAGGAGGAACAGUAAAAUACAAAUGUCUGCUCGUUCCUUUGCAACAGAUGUGCCAAAACAGAGCUUGUCGUUCAGCGACAGUCUCAGGAGUCCGUGUUCCCUCGGCUCAGCCACAGUGUCCUUCCACACGUCCUCCGUCCUCCCUCGGACAGAGCUGCAGCCUCGGCUUCAGCCUUUUCCCGCGCUCGGCUCGUCUCCUCAGCACCUGCAGAAGCCGCCGCCGCCGCUCCACUCCCCACCACAAGCCACGCGACCCCCCAGCCCGCCGAGGGAAGACGCCGUCAAGGCCACGCCCCCGCCCCACUACACUUUUCAAGAUCCAGUGAUGGACAGCCCUCAGCUCUCGCCCUUCAACUCCAAGGAUCCGCUCUGCCUGUCGCCCGCCUUCCAACUGUCCACCCUCAGCCUGCCAGGUCAGGCGCCGUCGCCCCUGCAAAGCCCCAUCCUGAGUGAGGUGGGCAGCACUGCCAGGCUAGAGGAGGAAGAGGAGGGCAGGAGGAAGCGCUAUCCUACAGACAAGGCCUACUUCAUUGCCAAAGAGAUUCUGACCACAGAGAGAACAUACUUGAAAGACCUUGAGGUCAUCACCGUGUGGUUCCGAAGUGCUGUGAUCAAAGAGAACGCCAUGCCCGAAGGCCUGAUGACCCUCCUGUUCUCCAACAUCGACCCCAUCUACGAGUUCCACCGAGGCUUCCUCAAGGAGUUGGACCAGAGGCUGGCUCUCUGGGAGGGACGCUCGAACGCUCACGUCAAAGGCGACUACCAGAGGAUCGGCGAUGUGAUGCUGAGGAACAUGUGUGCUCUGAAGGAGUUCACCAGCUUCCUGCAGAAGCACGACGAGGUGUUGACGGAGUUGGAGAAGGCCACCAGGAGACUGAAGAAGCUGGAGACGGUCUACAAAGAGUUUGAGCUGCAGAAGGUCUGUUACCUGCCGCUCAACACGUUCCUGCUCAAACCGAUCCAGCGCCUCAUGCACUACAAACUCAUCCUGGAGAGACUGUGCAAACAUUACUCACCCGCUCACCGGGAUCAUGACGACUGCAAGGAGGCUCUGAAGGAAGUCGCUGAGAUAGCCACUCAGCUCCAGAGCAGCCUGAUCCGACUGGAGAACUUCCAGAAGCUGACAGAGCUGCAGAGAGACCUGAUCGGCAUAGAGAACCUGACGGCACCAGGCAGAGAGUUCAUACGAGAGGGAUGUCUGUACAAGCUGACUAAGAAGGGGCUGCAGCAGAGGAUGUUUUUCCUGUUCUCUGACAUGCUCCUCUACACCAGUAAAGGUGUCACAGCAACCAAUCAGUUCAAAGUGCACGGACAGCUGCCUCUUCACGGCAUGAUCCUCAUUGUGCUGGACGCACCGGUUGAGGAGAGUGAGAACGAGUGGUCUGUCCCUCACUGCUUCACCAUCUACUCCGCUCAGAGAACCAUCGUCGUGGCUGCCAGCUCUAAAGUGGAGAUGGGGAAGUGGAUCGAGGAUCUGAAUCUGGCUAUCGACGCGGCCAAGAACGAAAAGUCCAGCAUCUUCCUGGACGUCGGCGAUCACUCCAAUCGUAAGAUUAAACCUUCUGUAACCCGGGAACAUCGUGGCUCGUCUGAUGAGGUUUCUCUGGAGCAGGAGUCGGAGGACGACAUGAACUCGUCCAGGACGUCACUGGACAAGCAGACGCACCAUCGUGCAAACACGACCAUGCACGUGUGCUGGCACCGCAACACCAGUGUUUCUAUGUCUGAUCACAGCCUGGCUGUGGAGAACCAGCUCUCUGGUUACCUGCUGAGGAAGUUCAAGAACAGUAACGGCUGGCAGAAACUCUGGGUCGUGUUCACCAACUUCUGCCUGUUCUUCUACAAGACUCAUCAGGUUCGUCUCCACAUGCUGGGAUCUGUCACUGAGGCUCCGCCCACAUUCACACAUUCACCACAAGUUCAUUUUUCAACUGAAACGCUUCAAAGUCGUUUACACUGAUUUUCAAAAGCACAA